AUGGCUUGGUCUUCAGGAACAGGACAAUGUUAUAAAAGCACUGGGGCAGGCAAAUCCUUGCAACCCGAAUUGACACCUCAUCUCCUACUUCCUCUGCGGGAUGAACCUUCCAAAGACCACCACCUUGUUAGGAUUCAGUCACCUGGGAAUGGCAAUGACCACCAUCAAAAGACUUCGUCACCAGGGAAUCACAGACUCAAUGUGCUCCAUCCACAGUGCCAACAUAACAGCCUGACCACUCAUCUCCUACUUCCUCUGCGGGGUGAACUUUCCAAAGACGACCACUGUAUUAAGACUCCGUCACCUGGCAAUGGCAACGACCACCAUCAAAAGACUUCGUCACCAGGGAAUCACAGACUCAAUGUGCUCCAUCCACAGUGCCAACAUAACAGCCUGACCACUCAUCUCUUACUUCCUCUGCGGGGUGAACUUUCCAAAGACGACCACUGUAUUAAGACUCCGUCACCUGGCAAUGGCAACGACCACCAUCAAAAGACUUCGUCACCAGGGAAUCACAGACUCAAUGUGCUCCAUCCACAGUGCCAACAUAACAGCCUGACCACUCAUCUCCUACUUCCUCUGCGGGGUGAACUUUCCAAAGACGACCACUGUAUUAAGACUCCGUCACCUGGCAAUGGCAACGACCACCAUCAAAAGACUUCGUCACCAGGGAAUCACAGACUCAAUGUGCUCCAUCCACAGUGCCAACAUAACAGCCUGACCACUCAUCUCCUACUUCCUCUGCGGGGUGAACUUUCCAAAGACGACCACUGUAUUAAGACUCCGUCACCUGGCAAUGGCAACGACCACCAUCAAAAGACUUCAUCACCAGGGAAUCAAAGACUCAAUAUGCUCAUAAGGUUUUGAAACUCCUUACGUAGAAUUGUGGAAAAUCCAGACUUAACAAAUUGACCCCUCAUCUCCUACUUCCUCUGCGGGAUGAACCUACCAAAGACCACCACCUUGUUAGGAUUCAGUCACCUGGGAAUGGCAAUGACCACCAUCAAAAGACUUCGUCACCAGGGAAUCACAGACUCAAUGUGCUCCAUCCACAGUGCCAACAUAACAGCCUGACCACUCAUCUCCUACUUCCUCUGCGGGGUGAACUUUCCAAAGACGACCACUGUAUUAAGACUCCGUCACCUGGCAAUGGCAACGACCACCAUCAAAAGACUUCAUCACCAGGGAAUCAAAGACUC
Messenger RNA from Pseudophryne corroboree (corroboree frog), 1199 nucleotides. RefSeq lists its product as uncharacterized. The transcript has 8 exons. Lineage: Eukaryota; Metazoa; Chordata; Amphibia; Anura; Myobatrachidae. The coding region runs from base 1 to 867 and encodes 288 amino acids. The record is from RefSeq and is a predicted model, not a curated record.